Messenger RNA from Gilbertella persicaria, 850 nucleotides. RefSeq lists its product as uncharacterized. The transcript has 3 exons. Lineage: Eukaryota; Fungi; Mucoromycota; Mucoromycetes; Mucorales; Choanephoraceae. The record is from RefSeq and is a predicted model, not a curated record. Bases 345 to 761 code for a protein of 138 amino acids.
UCUACUCUCAGUUCUUUUAAGAGGUUUGUCUAAACUUCUCUGAGAAGUCAUAAAAUGAAAUUCUAUUUUUUGCAAGUUGCCAACAUAUUGGUUUAAGGAAAUACCUUACCAAUGGGUCCCUCUGGCAACCCAUGUUUUUGACAGUAGACAAAAGACGUUUUGGAACUAGCUAUUAGACCCUGAAGCUUCUGCAAGCGAAUGUUUUCCAUCAAAUUUGGUCCAAGACAGAACUCUACCUCAGUUGACUGUGAAGACUUAUCCCAAAGGUGUUGGAUGUAUUGGCCUACAAAGAUCAAGUUCCGUUCCAUUAAACCGACAACGAUCGCUAACAUUUCGAGAGAAACAUGAUGGCAAACGCAGGAAUGGAUACAUCAAAGUUCGCCCAAUAUAGUCAGUUUCAAGUACAAAAGCAAUUCAAUUGGGUUAUGGAAUUGACGGCGUCAAGAAGCAUUGAAAUUGGAGUCUUUCAGCGGAUACGAUUCUAUUGCAAAUCUUCUCAUCAAGGCCGAAGCAGCAACAGAAUGAUGACUUCAAUUUUCUCUGAUCCUACAAAUAAUACCGCAUCUGAAGUUGGAAUAGAGGCAACAAAAGAUUGGAUGAACCGGAAGCUAUUCGGUAACGUGAUGUCAUUUCCUUCCAAACUCAAUCCACACGACCUUCUUUCAAUAUGUCAACUGUUGUUGGUAUUGAUUUACCAUUUUUUAUACUUAUUUCUAUUCAUGCUCUAUAUCAUUCCAUCAAUCAUCAAAAGAGCAAAGUAGUCGAUUGAUUUAGCAUUCCUGUUAUUAGCAUUUUACAUUUCUCUCCCUAUCCUUGAGCAUGAUAACAUAAAGAUUAGUCCUCUGGCAAG